AAUAGAAGCACCGUCUCUCCCUCUCCUCCCCCGCAUACAUCACCUCGGCCGGCGCUGCCGAUCUCCCUCCUCCAGUCCAGAGUCCAAGCCUGAGCCCCUUCACCCAAAGCCAUGGCCGCGCGGCGUCGCUCUCUCCUCAUGCUCCUGCCCCUCCUCCUCCUCCUCUCCCACUUCCUCUCCCUCGCCGCCGCCUUCGAGUCGGACGAGCUGCUCCUCCACGACGACGACGAGUUCGAGGGCACCAGGGCCUCCUCCACCCCCUCCCCUCGGCCGCCCUCGACACCGCCGGUAGUGACCUCCUCCCGCCGCCGAUCCGCGGACACAACGCAGGCGGCUGGCGCCUCCGAGUCCAACACCGUCCAGUUCACCCUCGAGCACGACCUCGGAGCCGGCCUAGGGUUCGCCCCCGCCGGGUCCUUCUCCGCCCGCCUCAAGUCCUCGGCCCACGGCUCCCAGACUCUCACCAAGCUCCGAUUUACGAGGAAUGAGUUGUCUGAGGAUGAAAAGGAUGCAUUUAAGAAAUUACUGGAAGAAGAUAGUUUUUACACAAUAAGGCUGCCGUCUAAUGUGUUGGAUCCUACAAGACACGAUUAUAUUUAUUCUUCGAUCAAAGCGAGAUGCAUUCCACGUGACAGCUUGGAUGAACAUAUUGUCAUCCACAUGGACGGUGUAAAUAUUUUGGCAGUUAAUUAUGGUUCAGUUGGUGGCUGCCAAUAUCCCAGGCCAAUGAAAGUACCAUCAAAAUGGACAUUCAAUUCGUACACUAUUCUGAAGACUGCUGACCAAGCACCAAGAACUCCAUCAUUUGUAGAACAAUUAAUAGAAACUGAGAGUGGACUUGGUGAAGUGAUGAAACCACCUGAGAAAUCUUUCUGGGCUAAAUAUUGGAUGUACAUCAUUCCUCUUGGUCUCAUUGUCAUGAACGCCGUCACGGCAGCAGCCAACAUACCGGAGGAGCAAGCUGGAGGGCAGGGUCGAGCUCCAGCACAAAGGGCGCCAAUUGCUGCUCCAAGCAGAAGAUGAUGGCUUCUUACAUUCUUUGCAUGCCAUAGGAAAUGGCAACUCAGCACUUGUAAUUUAUGCCCAACAUCGUUUGAGUUUCAGAUUCACAAAGAAUGGACAGCGGAUGGAUCUGCUUGACCUCUCCAGAACAGGGGCAGUACUAGCGGCAACAAGACUCACUUGGGUUUUUUUUUUUUCUCGCAUUCCAAAAAUUCACCUUGUUGUAGAAUCACCUCAGAAAGGUUGUGUGAUCCGAUCGCAUCUACACGCGUAUUUUUGCCUGUUGAUAGAAAUCACCAUCAGUCUUUAACUUGGUACAAACUGCAUGCUUUAAUAUUCAGAACUAGCUUAAUUUAUACCAAUAUCAAACAUUAUAUGUUUUGCUCAUAA
Molecule: messenger RNA, 1392 nt
Organism: Hordeum vulgare subsp. vulgare (domesticated barley)
Lineage: Eukaryota; Viridiplantae; Streptophyta; Magnoliopsida; Poales; Poaceae
Product: ER membrane protein complex subunit 10
Exons: 9
Coding region: 112-1023 (303 amino acids)
Source: RefSeq, a predicted model, not a curated record